AUGACCGAUAAUAAGGUUCUCUACGUUGGUUGCGUUGUUGUCACCCUGAAAGAGGUUCGCGUCUGCGGGAAGCAGCUGGAGUGUGAAGCGACCCGCAGUGGUGGCGCCCAGUUCUGCGUGCGUACUGCCGUGGCCGUGGCAGAGACUGCAAACCACAGCAUACAUGAGCGUUUCUGUGAGCGCGUCAACUCCAGCAUAUACUCCUUUAAAAACAGCACGAUGAUGGAACAAAUGGUGGUACCGGUGAUGCUGUUGCGUUCCCCAUCAACCAUCGCCACGAUGAACGGGAGCAAACACAAUGACAAGGUCAAUACCAACGGUAGUGCCGAUCGCGUCAGGAAUGGUAACAGCGAUGUGACUGAUCUGGGAGCGAACGGGGAGGAUAUGGAUGUAGGGCUAGAUCUGUUUUUGGAUAUCAGUUUCUUGCAUGGAGAAUCUAUGGUAUGGAGUCUGCGACGCCGAGUUGAGGUGGAGUCAUUGGACGCAAUCGCCUCGCAGAAUUGUGGAGUUGCAGUUGCGCGCGUGAGUACCGAUGUCCUGCAAAGCAACGGUGUGUUGCCGACUUCAGAGGCUGUACGGGGCGGUUCCGCCGCGUGUGAUGCCAGCGAUGGACGUGAGGAUGAUGAAUGGUCAGGGUUAGAGUUGCACGUCAUUGUGCGGUCCAUGGACAUGUCCGAGCCGAUUCGGCUGAUGGUUGCCGCAGAGCGGGAGGCGAGCGCGUUUCUGGACUUACCUCAGAGAGAACCCCAAACAGUAUUCUUGUUACCGCUGCGGCAUGCCAUGCCAUACAACGCGCUUCCGCUUGAGGUACUGUACCAGUUUUAUUGCUGUUUCUAUGAGUAUUUCUUUAACAAGCCUGUUAAAGUCUUUGGGCACGUGGUGAAUAUGCUGCGUACCCGGCAACCUGGUGGAAUGGGUGACAACAAAACACGCGGUGGUGCUGUUACAGAAGGACGCUGGAGCGAGUUACGCUCCGCUGACCUACGUCCCUUACUUCUCGGUGAAGAUGCAUUAGCGCCGGUACUGGCCACACUGUUUCACUGCCCAGGGUUACGUGAGUUACUGUUGGACCAAAACAGUUUGAGUGAUAUAACGUGCUACCGUAUUAGAUCCCUGUUUUACCGCCACCGCCACUUAGAGACGCUGUCCAUCGCAAGGAAUAAUAUACAUGAGGGUGGCGGCGAGCAGCUUGUGCGCCUCAUACGUCGGAACAAGCGUCUUAUUGAUGUGAAAGCCUCUGGCAACCAUUUCACGCACUCUAUGUCGUCGCGGAUCCAGCGUGUGGCGAGUCUCAACGAGGAGUACAUAAGGGGGGACCCUUACAAUGUCUUUUCAUCUGCGUAUUCGUAUGUUGUGUCUCCCACAUCGUUCCCGGCUAGCAUUAUAAAACAAGCACUAGCUGUUUGGGCGAUGCUCUCAGCGGCGCCGGUAAGCACGGUAAUUGUAGACUGCGUCCCUAACAGCACUUUUGGGAUAGACUUAAUGGGUUCUCCCAACAAUAUGAAAAGCAACGGUUCCCUCCACGGCUCUGCACUUGACAACGGUGUUGUGGAAGCUACUGAUAAGGCGUUGGAGUCCAGCCAAGCUACUUCAAUUCCCCAUUGUGCGCUCUCGCCUCUCCUGAAUGAAGUGAUGCGGACUGUUGCACUACGAAUGUCGUCCAUUUUACACGACCCGUGGGCACUCCUUGUGUUCUCUGAUAUUGAAAGUCAUUGGGAACGGUGCACCAUAACACUGAGGGAACAGAAGGAAAAAUGCAGCAAACAGGACGCCCAGGCCGCCGCAGACGGGCGAGAAGAUGGGCCUGCAAGCAUAAGACAUGGUGAGGCAGCGUUGUGCGAGGUGGAGGACUUGUACGCCAUAUCAUUUCUUCACCUUGUGGUAGUGACAAUGCGAGCCGUUGGAAGGGCAAUGGACUGGGAAGACGCGUCUUCGGUGCUUCGCGAUAUUGGAAGGAAGCAGAUGGCUAUAGGCAUUUUAGAAGAAAACUACCGUGAUGCUAUCCAGAUCUUUGUCCAGUCACUUGCAGUGGUGUGUGGGAAAGACGAAGCUGACGUUGAGCACUCCGCAGCAUUCCUUCAGUGCCUCGCCUUAGGCGUCAGGACUGCAGUAGCAGCGUAA
Trypanosoma brucei brucei TREU927 is the source of this 2121-nucleotide messenger RNA. RefSeq lists its product as hypothetical. Bases 1 to 2121 code for a protein of 706 amino acids. The record is from RefSeq and is a predicted model, not a curated record. NCBI's taxonomy places the organism in Eukaryota, Euglenozoa, Kinetoplastea, Trypanosomatida, Trypanosomatidae. The transcript has a single exon.